This is a messenger RNA of Cladocopium goreaui, 1245 nucleotides long. NCBI's taxonomy places the organism in Eukaryota, Dinophyceae, Suessiales, Symbiodiniaceae. The record is from the annotation of a GenBank genome assembly.
AUGGCUAGCCUGGAAGCUGCUUUUGAUGAGAGGAAGGUUCAGCUGAGUGCUGAGAAUUCCAGGAGGCAGCAAGCGAAGUUUAGGCUGGUUUCUGACCCCUACAUCUCUGUGCAAGCCAUCCAAGAUGUCUUGGAAGGAUAUGUCAAGCACAGAAAGUGCAACGACUUGGCUAUGUUGUUGGCACCUCCCCCUGCCAUACAGAAUCCAAGUUGGCAAUCUCCACCUUCCCCAGACUGGAUGGCCAAAUGCCUUGGCCUUGUCUUCGAUGUGCUGUCCAUUGCACCCAAUACAAAGUUGGCCCACACCAAGGUGAGACGUGCGAUAGUGAACAUGUGGCCUGAUGACCAGUUCGACAACAUGGACCUCAACUUGAGGAUGGUCAUGAACCAGUUUCGAGAGGUGAAGGUGAAAGCAGAUCUCAAGCAAAAGGUCCUACGAGUUUUGUCAGCAGAGGAUGGCAUCAAAGUCCAAAUGGUUUUGGAUAAGAUCAUUCUUCCCAAGGAGUGCUACAAGUAUGAGGUCAUGGAGGAUGACUCCCAAGAAGCGCCUGGGUACAAUCGACCUGAGGAGUGUUUGGCCAUAGUCCCAUUUGAGGAGGCAAAGGCUGCAGCACCAUCAUAUCCAUUGGAUAUGAAGGAUGUCCCAGGGCCCAAGCCAGCCUUGAAGCGAUCUUAUGCUUUUUCCGAGGAAUCUUUGGCAAAGCUGGGUCCUACCCCUGAGAUCUUUGGGAAGAUCUUGGCAAGGGAACCUGGCAACCCAGAUGUUGCACCCAAGAGAUCUCAGGCUACUGGAGCAUCCAGUACAGAUGAUGCUUUGCUCUCUGCUGCUGCGAGUUUUGUGCCUACCCAGCUGGCUGGAAAGGCUAAAGCAAAGGCCAAGGGUGCAGCUAAAACUGUCCCAAAAGGCACUGCCAAGAAAGGCAAAAAGAACAAGAAGAUUGAAGGCAAGACCACAGCUGCUGCCAAGAGCAAAGCUGGCAAGGCUAAAUCCAUAGCCAAACCCAGCCAGCCAAAUGAUCCAGCUUCAGCUGGGACUGAAGAGAUCGAGUUGGACAUUCCGAAGUAUGUGGUCGAAGUCCAUCCCACUAAGGCAGACACAUACAAGAACUUGUAUGUCAGUCGCCAUUACAACAAGGCCAAGGAGCUUGCCAUCAAGCAUGGGGCCAGCUCAGAGCAGGCCAAGGCCAGGGGUCGAGUGGCCAGUGCUGAGGCCAGGAAGCUUUGGGAUGAUUAUCAUCCAAACUGA